Molecule: messenger RNA, 552 nt
Organism: Durio zibethinus
Lineage: Eukaryota; Viridiplantae; Streptophyta; Magnoliopsida; Malvales; Malvaceae
Source: RefSeq, a predicted model, not a curated record
AUGAAGGAGAUACGAAAACAUAUGGAAUUCUUUAUACAAGUUGCUUUUGCACAGGCAGGCCCCUCUCAUGGAGAUCUUCCUCUUCCUCCCCAAGGCCCUGAAGACGACCUAACGGCCAGAAUUGGUAGUACUGCCAGUGCUGGCAUUGGAGGAGAUCAAGGGAGGACUCUCACUGAGUCUUUGCUGCGGGAUCACUGGUUCAUCGAUAUGAUGAACAACAAUGAAUUGAAGUCUGGACCUAGCAGCUGCAGCAUGAUCAUGAAUGAUAUGGGCUUACCAUAUUACCUAUUUGCUGGUAGUGAAGCUGAUGACCUGGGGCUGCCAAGUACAGCUGUAAUGGGACUGCCCCCAUAUGGGAAUAUCAGAUGUCCUACCACUGAUAUGGGGAUGCCUCCUCUGAGUUUUAGAUCCAAUGGUGCUGCAAGUGAAAUGGGGCUGCCCUAUGGGAGUGUUAGAGACAGCAGUUUUGUCCCUUUCGGGUGUGAUAUAGGGCUGGGACUGCAUCCUUUCAGCGGACACAUAGGCAGCAGUUUCGCGAGGAGCAGGGACUGA